CUUCAAAAUAUACUUUGUUAGAUAGUGCAACCGCUCAAUCGAGGCAAGUAGGAUUUAGCAGCAGAUAGCACAGAAGUUGAGAGCUGAAAUCGUAGUAGCAACGAGUAAUGAUCUCUCAGUUCUUCGUUCUUUCUCAGAGGGGAGACAGCAUCGUCUUCCGUGACUAUCGAGGUGAUGUACCUAAAGGAAGUGCUGAGAUCUUCUUCCGCAAAGUAAAGUUCUGGAAAGAAGACGGUGAAGAGGAAGCACCGCCUGUAUUUAACGCCGAUGGUGUGAACUAUUUCCAUGUGAAGGUUGUUGGCCUCCUUUUUGUUGCAACUACAAGGACCAAUUUAUCACCUUCUCUAGUGUUGGAGCUUCUGCAAAGGAUUGCACGUGUCACCAAAGAUUACCUUGGCAUUCUCAAUGAAGACUCCCUGCGAAAAAAUUUUGUGCUGGUGUAUGAGCUUCUUGAUGAAGUCAUUGAUUUUGGUUAUGUUCAAACAACAUCCACUGAGGUCUUGAAAUCCUAUAUAUUUAAUGAGCCAAUUGUUAUUGAUGCUGGACAUUUAUCACCAAUCAGUCCUUCUGCUAUAUUUAUGCAAGGGACGAAAAGAAUGCCAGGGACAGCUAUUACUAAGUCUGUUGUAGCGAAUGAGCCAGGUGGUAGAAAGAGGGAGGAAAUAUUUGUGGAUGUAAUUGAGAAAAUAAGCAUUACAUUCAGCUCAAGUGGAUAUAUAUUGACUUCUGAAAUUGAUGGCACUAUUCAAAUGAAGAGUUACCUAACUGGUAAUCCAGAAGUCAGAUUAGCUCUUAAUGACAAUCUGAGCAUAGGCAGAGGAGGGGGGUCAAUUUAUGAUUACAGUGGUUCUUCUGGGGCUGGUGCCGUGAUAUUGGAUGAUUGCAAUUUCCAUGAAUCGGUACAUCUUGAUAGUUUUGACAUGGACAGAACCUUGACUCUUGUCCCACCAGAUGGUGAAUUUCCUGUCAUGAAUUACCGUAUAACCCAGGAAUUCAAACCUCCUUUCCGUAUUAAUGCAUUGAUUGAAGAAGCUGGGUUGCUUAAGGCGGAAGUCAUUUUGAAGAUCCGAGCCGAGUUUCCUUCAAGCAUAACAGCAAAUACAGUUGCGGUACAGAUGCCAGUGCCAACAUAUACGUCCAGGGUUGGUUUUGAGUUGGAACCUGCAGCGGUUGGGCAAACAACUGAUUUCAAAGAAUCUAAUAAGAGGCUGGAGUGGUAUCUGAAGAAGAUUGUGGGUGGGUCUGAAUGCACACUUCAUGCAAAGCUAACAUUUUCACAAGAGGCACAUGGUCUGCGAAAUAUCACAAAAGAAGCUGGGCCUGUCAGCAUGACCUUCACCAUACCUAUGUACAAUCCUUCUAGACUGCAGGUGAAAUAUUUACAAAUCCCAAAGAAGUCAAAAACGCACAACCCCUAUCGGUGGGUGAGAUACGUGACACAAGCCAAUUCUUAUGUUGCUCGGAUCUGAUCUGAUGGCCAUCCUUUUGGCUUCCCCUUCUUCAUUCUCCUAAUCUCCUUUUCAGCUUCUGUUAUCCUGGCUGGCAUAUGUAUAACUUAGUACCAGGCAUGCUGACAUCUGAGCAGUUUCUUUCUCACAUUACCUGAAGAACGUCUCUCCUAACCAUUUUCUUGGCUAUAUUGGGGACUAGUUCUACAAUAAUGUCUGAACUGAAAGUUGCCCUUAGGCAUAACUUUGUUGUACAACCAUGGUAAA
Molecule: messenger RNA, 1715 nt
Organism: Ipomoea nil (Japanese morning glory)
Lineage: Eukaryota; Viridiplantae; Streptophyta; Magnoliopsida; Solanales; Convolvulaceae
Product: AP-4 complex subunit mu-like
Exons: 13
Coding region: 108-1469 (453 amino acids)
Biological process (GO): protein targeting; Golgi to lysosome transport
Cellular component (GO): cytoplasmic vesicle; clathrin adaptor complex; trans-Golgi network
Source: RefSeq, a predicted model, not a curated record